Molecule: messenger RNA, 5215 nt
Organism: Macrobrachium nipponense
Lineage: Eukaryota; Metazoa; Arthropoda; Malacostraca; Decapoda; Palaemonidae
Product: bridge-like lipid transfer protein family member 1
Exons: 26
Coding region: 95-5119 (1674 amino acids)
Biological process (GO): synaptic vesicle endocytosis
Source: RefSeq, a predicted model, not a curated record
GGUGGCCUUGGUUUUAGUGAUUUUUUAUUCAGAUGUUUGGUUAGAAGCUGCUGCUGUUACUUUGGGACCUGUAUAUGUGGAUGCUGCCACCAGUAUGGAUGUUCUUUAUCAUGACAUGCAGGUUAUACAACACAAGUUCUUGAAACUUCAUGACGAGAAAACCAAACGUUUAUGGUUCCUUUGGCCUCAAGAAUUAACUAAAGUGUCAGCUCAAGUUUUUGGCAAAUGUGGGUGUGUUGGUGGCUGUGCAUUCUUCGGAACAAACAGGAAUGGUCCUUACUUCUUUAAACCCAGCAGACAAGAUUUCUCAGGCGGAUAUAAUGUUGCUCAGUUACGGGUAAAUGAGCCAUCAGAAGAUCCUGGGUAUGGUCAAAGCAUCCUGCAAGAGGGCCAGUCAGUAUUUCAUUUAGGAGCAUAUUCAGAACUCUCUCAUUCCCAUUAUGACUCUCAUUCUGGUACGAGUAAAGAUCGAUGUGCUCUUAGUUCUGGUUAUAUAAAGAGUGCAUCUCCUGCGACCCCAGCUGAUUUCAUGAGAGCCAGUAGUUCCCUUCAUCAUGGUACAAAUCUCCAUGCCUCAGAUAAACUUAAUCCUCGUCAUAAUUAUCAGAGAGAAGUCUCGGUCACCAGUCAUGACUCAGAUCCCCUUGUUAUGGAGUCGGAGGUGAGAGGUACUGCAGGGCCCAUGGAUCCAAAUACUCUUCGAAGUGUUGGUAAAGAUGUGGUGCUAGGAGUUCCAGGUACUGCAGAUAAUCUCUCAACCCCAGGAAGUCUGUCAGACUUGAGACGAUCAGUGGAUAAUGUUAGCUCUACUAGACAAAGCAAAAUGCCAUCGAGUCUCUCACUACAAACAGAGCUUCCUCUCCAUGCCUCUAACAACCAUAGAUUAUCAGUGACUGGAAUGCGUGAAUCCAAUUCAAGACAGAGUCUUUCUAGUCAACACAGUCUUUUAACAAGUGUGCAGAGAACAGUUUCAGUUGGAAGUGAAACACAGUCUGAGGCAUUCUUUUCUGCUGAUGAAGAUCAGAUGACCAUAAUUGGUAAUGGGGAUGGCAGUCUGUCAAGGGUUUCAUCACAACAGUCACUACCUGUUGUACCAGAGGAUCAACAACAGAUGACCCCCUGCAAUGAAUUUAUCCCAAGUGAAGCUUUUUCUUCUUCACCACAUCAUGAUCAGUCUUAUAUUGCUGUUGGCUAUCCCGAACGCCAUGGUGCUGAGGAUAGCCAUAAGAAUGCACAUUCAAGAAGUCGCAGUAGAAAUAGCAGCAGUAGCAGCACUCAGAGUAAUAGCAGUUGCAGCAGUAGUGGCCACAGUGCUAGCCUAGAUCACAGUCAAGCCUCACUGCUGCACUCAGGAGCAUAUGACUCUUCCAGGACUUCUGAAAAUGAACACCUCUUGAGAUCCAAGAAGAAAAGGGUACAGCCUGCCGUUGAUUGUAGUGGUGAUAGCAGCUCGGAAGUUGUUAGUGUGUCCAGCACUUCUUUCAUUUCUGCAGUUUCAUCCCAGGAAGAUAUAGCUCUUGUUGAUCUUCAUAUGCAACUCAACAAACCUAUUACAGACUCUCCAUUACUGAUGUCCUCAUAUGUAAAUCAUAUGACCCAGCUUCGAUGUCUAAAUUGGGAAGCUGCUGUUCCAAGUUUUAGUGCCUGUAACUGCAGUGCUGCAGAUUGCCACACACCUGUCUUUGAGAAAAUUAGUGAAGGAUACACUGCUAUAAGAAUGGUUGAAGGUAAUAGGCAAGUUCCUCCUCGAUCCCCACAACCAACAUCUGGGCGCACUCCAUCUCAUCCAUACACAUGGGAUACUCCAGUUUUCACUUGGGGUGAAACGCAAGAAGAGUCAGGUCAUGAUGACUCACAGGAAAUGGUUGGUGUUUGUGAUGCCAACACUACCCGGACUACUGUAGUUGUCAAGCUCAAGAAAGAUGUUGAUAUAAUGUUGUCACCUAUGGCCCUUGAGUCCACACAACUCUUCAUUGAGGCUUUAACACCUGUAUUGGAGACACUUCAUCCACUCUCCAUUGUAAAUGCAGCCCAUAUGCGUUCAUUGUCUGCUGUUGCUGGUCAAAAUACUCUAAAGAAGGAACGCUACAUGUAUUGGUCACGUCUUCGGGACAAAAAAGUUGCUGGCACACCAGAGCAGUCAGCAGUAUUAAGUACCACUUACCAAGAAAGCUGCUUUCAGCAGAUGCAAGGACAGGUUACCAUGCCAAGAAUAAAUAUUACAUUACUGCAAGCAUCAGUUGUUGAAGAAGUAAUAUCCUUCUCUGCUCUCGAUAACAUCAGAGACUUAACUUGUGUUUCGCUCUUUUCUGUUUGCCUGGAUAAUGUCAGUCUGCAGUUUUAUUCAGGUCAUCAGUCAAAAAAAUCUGUCCAGAUGUAUAUGAGAAAUCCACAUGAUCCUGUAAUGCAAAAGAAGAGCAAAUCAAAAGCAAGGCAUACGGUUGACAUCCUAGCAGAGCCUGUAUAUGUUGAAACCUCAGAACGACAGCAAGAAGAGAAUAUGGUGUCUGUAGAUGUCAACAAGAUGCAUGUGCAGCUACGCCGUCUCAAGAAUGAAAGUGUCCUUUUGAAAGAUGCCAGUAUAACUGCAAUACCAAACCAUAGAUCCAAGGUACUUUUUACAUUUAAACGAUGUCCAAGAGGAGGAGGUGAUGAUGGAGAGGGAAGUGGUGCAGCUGGAACUCCUGUCAUGGAGGAUGAUCGAAUGGGUUUCAUUAUGUUUGAAGCUGGUUUAGAAAACGUUGCACUAAGGGCUGUAAAACGAAAAGGCUUUGGUCAGCAAGGUGAAGGGACUGUUCGGCAUGAUGGAGUUGGAACUACUAGUGGUCCAGCACCUUCAGCAGGGAGUGGGCCAGUUCCAAGUAGUAGCUCAGCUCCAGGCACAGCCACUAUUGAUCCGACAAAGAUUGGAUCUGAAUCACGAAGAGAUCACUCAGAACGGAUGUGUUCUGCAUCAGUUUCACAAGUUUCUAACAUGUCUAGUCACUCCGGUGCUCCUCAUUCAAAUUCUUCUGCUAAUAAUAGUAUCAAGGACCUUCCUGUUAUACAGACAAAGAGUGACAAAAGGGAUAUUACAUCUUUUAUGGUGGAACUGAGAACAGUGUGGUUUAACUUUGCAGCACCUCCCCAUGCACCUUUCACAAGAAAAAUUGAUUAUACUCGGUUGGACUGGAACUUGCUUAGCACAGCAUCUCCCUCCAUCAAUGCAUGGAUGAAUCCAAGUGAUCGAUUAACUGUAGCAGUCAUUCAGUUCCUUCAUGCAUCUGAAAGUCGACGGCUUGGAGUGAUGGCAUCACUUAUGGCAGAGGCUUUGGAUGUGCAAAGUAUCCAUGUGCCUGUUAAGAAUAAGUACCUGAAAUUAAUGCCCUUGAGUCAGACUCUACAAGAGGAUCCUUCGUGUCAGCUUUGUACAGUUUUACGCCGUUAUGUAUUGCAAUCAUCCCCUCGCACCAUUGAAAGUAAUCUCACUGCUCCGCAUUUACCAAAGUUAGCUACCUUAAGACAGGGCGUUGUAGUGCUUAGCCGACAGUGGAAAAAUGCACUUUAUAUGCCUCUCUUGAUGGAGCAGACCUUCAGAAAUAAGCAAGCAAGACCUGCAUACAACUACAGGCCACCAACUGCUCCAGAGGGGAGAACAUCGCCAAAGUUUGAUCCAACUUUAAUAGCAACAGAAGUAACGGAUGAAAAAACAACUCUCCUAGAGGCUGAAGGGGGAUCUCUUCACUCUCGUCAUGGAUUAGAUGACAGUUGCACCAAUGGAGGUGAAGAUGUAACAGAAGGGAUUAUGAGCUCUAAUUCUACCCAGCUUCCACCACGACGUUCCCUUCCAUCAUAUCCUCCACGUUCAUCAAGAGCCUCUGUCAUACUUCCCAUCUUCAACUCUGCUUUUGAGUCUCCUGCAAGAUUCCAGUUUCCAAAACUGGCUGGAAACUUGGGAGGUCAUUUGGCUUUUCUUCGUGGCAGCCACCAACAUCGAGGUGGUCGUGGAGAAGAAAGAAGCAGAGGUAGUAGAAGCUCAGGCUCUGAUCAUGUAUCAUCAUCAAGUCUAGAGGGUGGUGGUGGAUCUGCUAUUGGAACACCAGGCCGAGCACCUGGAAUUGGUUGUGAGAAGGAUCAUGAUGACUUGUAUAAUUGGAUGGUACGACAGCAGGAAUACACUCAUGCAGCAGAUGCAACUAGACCUACAGUAACUUUUCCUCAGGAGGGUAGUGGUCUACAUCCAGUUAGUGAGUGUGGGAGUGAGAAGCGAGAGCAUCUCCCUAUCAGAGAUUCUACCGUUGUUCCAGAACCACAGGGUGCCCAGUUUUUGGAGGCUCAUGUAAUAUUUGAGCCAUUAUUAUCAGCAAUUGGAGUUAUAACUCAACAGGUCACUGGAGGAGCCCUUGAACAGCUGGGAGCUAAUGUGUCAAUUACUGGAAGUGUGGAGAUUUUGCGAGUAGACAUUAUUGAAUCGGAGGCAUCUAAGCUGAACCGAAAGAAAAGGAAAACUGGACUUCAUGCAGGCAAAUUCUUCCUUGAUAUUGGCAGUGAAGUCCCUGCUUUCCUUUGUGAGCGAGUAGGACUUGAAAUUGAUGUCAGUAAAGUAGCAGAUGAUUCGAGAGAGUGGGUUAGUCAGCAGCCAACCUUAUUUGUUUCUCGCAGUGCCCUUAAGCAACAUACAUCCACUAUGGUUCACUUCUCUCUCAACAUAAAUUACAUUGCUCAGCAAGUCAACAUGCCACUGCUCCGCCUGUUGCACCAAAUAAGUUCAAUGUAUCAAAACGCAAGAGAGACUCAAAUUGGUUUGCGUGAACAACGUCCCACAAGAACCAAGGAAACAAAUCUACAAAAUCACCACAAAGAUGGGUCUUACUCAGAGCUACAUGAAGGGGAGUACAAGGGUGCAGAAUACAGUAUCAGCAUCAGUGAAGAGCAAGCAACUGUUUCUUCUUUGGCUGGAAUAAAAGGUCCCCGAGGCUCAGUAGUGUCAUCUCUCUCUGCUCGAAUGUCACCGCCACCACCUUCCUCCCGCACCACACGGCCUCAGAGUUUUGCUCAACGUCUGAGGUCUUCAACAAAAAUGAAUAAAGGAUACACAAAUCUUGGUGCAGAGAGGGGAACUGGCAGCCCCUUGUUUUAGAUAUUAGCGUAAGUGGCUCAGGACUUGAAGGAGCAACUAUAUGCUCUUCAGACAAAUCACCACUUCUGGGUCCUGCAGAAGCUCCAGAACCACAGA